Molecule: messenger RNA, 4833 nt
Organism: Diutina rugosa
Lineage: Eukaryota; Fungi; Ascomycota; Pichiomycetes; Serinales; Debaryomycetaceae
Exons: 1
Coding region: 1-4833 (1610 amino acids)
Molecular function (GO): nucleic acid binding
Source: RefSeq, a predicted model, not a curated record
AUGGUAACUGAAGCAGCUCAAGAGAGCCUUCAGAAAACCACCACUACCCCCACCAAUGCCGAUACGAGUCUGGAAACUGAGUUCAUUGAUAUUCCAGAAAUCCCCCCCCCGCUCGUGGUCAAGGGCGAUCUCGAUAUUGCCAAUGGUCCUCAAGAACAGCCAGUUAAAGUUUGGGUCAGUCCCGAUACUCCAUUGAGCUUUAUCAGUGGCACAUUAGCCCGCCGGUUGUGUACCCCAAUACCAUUGAGAAAUCAGCAACAAAUGAGAGGGCAGAUCAAUGGGUUACUCACUCACGGCGUCAAAGGACGCGUUGUCGUUGACGACAUCCGUUAUGACGGCCCGUUUGUCGUUGCUCCCCACGAUCUCCCGCUCGGGGUUGAUGUCAUCCUUGGCCAUGAAUCCAUCAAACCCCAAAUGAGAAAAAUCGACUGGGAGUGGCUUGCCGAACAAGCUAAGCUUACCUGGGACGCCGUGGCUGCCGAGGAAGCUACGCACAAUAAGAACACUGAAGCCAAUAACAUUGAUAAUAAUGUCAAUGUUAACGAAGACAAUGUUAAAAACACUGUUCACAAUUCGACAACUAACGAUUCCAUUUUGGAAAAGAAUAAUCCCAUUCCGAAAACUAACGUUCCCAAAGCGAACACUGAUGAUUCCAUUGCAAACUCUAAUAAUAUUAAGGUGGAACAUACCAUGAAUGAAACCAGAACCGAUGAAAAUGAUGCGGAAAUGACAAUAGAUGAUAACAACUUGAAGGUUGAUGAAACUAAUAACACCUCAAAUGAUAUGAAUAUCUUUGUGGAUAAAGACGACAUUAACGUUCGUGUGAAAAGUACCGACAACGACAUUGACAUUGACAAUGUUGAUGAAGCUAAUCCGAACUUGAACCAAGCUAUUUCAAAGAACGAAGCCAUUCCAAACAUUAACGCUGAUGCGAAAAAUGAAGCUAUUCCGAAAAUCGAAGAUAUCAUCACCAGCACCACCGGUGAUGAUGGUAACACGGAUGAUAUUGAUAUUGAUGAAGCUAUCAAUGAUACCGACCACAAGACGAUCAAGGUCAAUGGGAAUAGUACGAAUCCCACAUUAGAAGUGGACAAUGCCGCGAAUGUGGAUAGCACUGGUCCAAUCGCUGACGAUGCUAAAAUAGACAAAGAUCAUGACAUGGAUGAGGUUACUAAGCUGACCCCGAAUGUGAAUGACUCUGGUCCUCUUCGAAAUGAUGCAAGUCCUGUCGAGGAAACCAGUAAUGUCGAUGACGCUAGUGCUGAAAUCGUGGACCCAUCCAUGGACAAAAAUGAGGAGCAUGAAACCACUGCGAAUCCACCAUCUACGCAACGAGAGCUUGGACCCGUCUGUUUCGUGAGUGCCGAAGAAUUGGGCCGAUUAACGAGAAAGAUUAAUUACAAUAAAGUUUGCUUUGGGCUGAUUCGACUUUACUACAACGAAAACAAGCCCAAAGAAGAAUGCGAUAUUGGCAUCACCAUGUUCCGCGGUGCGGGGAAGUGGAAGAACACGACGAGGCUGGACCCUAACUUGUUUGGGGGUAAGGCAGUGGAGACUAUGAUGAGGCACGUCACCGACCGCGAGGUGAAAGACACCUUGGCGCAAUAUCUGGACGUGUUUUCAACCCGCACUUUUGACCAAGAAACUGGCGAACUUUGGAAUCUCAGCGAGCAAGAGGUGAGUAUAUUGACCAACACCGUGCGCAAAUUGAUUAGAGAAGGGUCCGUCAAGCCCACUACCGCCAGUACGUACACCCCGCAGAUCCACUUUUUGAGAAAAACACGCGACACCUUUGCCAUGUGCAUCGACUGCCGUGGGCUCAGUCCCGAAAUGGACCGCUACAUCUACCAGCUGAAACCGAACAGUCUGGUGCUACGGGCGUUGGUGGGGCGGAGGUUGAUGUCACGGCUUAAAACGACCCGCAUCAGUCCCGUCGACGGUGGUGGGCGCAACUACACCCGCUGCUACUCGCGGAUAUAUGAGUACGCCCACACCCGCAUUCCUUUCAAUAACGACAAGGUCGCGCUCAUGCAGACGGUGGAUUCGGUGCUAUACGGGGUUCCCGGCGGCGGUAUCAAGGUAUACAUGGACGAGAUCAUCAUCGCCACCGACAACGUCAGCGCUCAUGUCACCGCCCUCCGCGAAGUACUUCGCCGGUUGCAAAACGCCAAGAUUGUGCUCGAUCCGGCGCUGUGCCGGUUUCUUCUGUACCGGGGGACGUUCAUGGGCUAUGAGUUGUCACUGAGGGGGCUCACGGUGCCGCAGGCGGUGAAACGGGAGGUUCUUCUGCUUGCGGUGCCGCGAACUCCCGCCGACUACGCCAGUGUGCUACCUUUAUUCGACUUCUAUAAGACGUUUGUCAGCCAGUACGCCUACCUCGUACAACGGCUCCAUCGAGCGGCGGACGGCAGCGAUAUCGGCGCCACCCUGGUGGAGGCGUUUGAAGCCAUUGUACAGAGCAUCGCCACCAGCACUGGCCUCAAACCGGCGGUGCCCCGCGUUAAGUGUAUCAUUCAAUUGUUCGUCGCCGACAAUGCCGUCGGCGCCGACGUGUUCCAGUAUACCGGUCAGACUCCACGGUGUGUGGGUAAGCACUCGAUAGUGCUUGGACCCAAGGAGGCGCACUUGCCAAUGUAUCAAAAGGAAACGAUCGCCUUGUUGGAAGCAUUUAAAGUGUUUAAGGUUUUGUCCAAUGGCGACAGGCCAAUGGUGGUGAAAUACUCCUACCGCGGUGUCGACGCCAAAAGCGACCAUAGUGAUGGCAACUCCCACCGGUCACGAGAGCCCCUGUGGCUCACUACUCGCUUGGAGAGGUUGUACGAGCCCCACGAGGUUGACGACGAUAAAUUGGGCCAGGCCCGCAAGGUGUAUGCCCCCAGCUACUGGCUGGGCCGCAUGGACGCCACCCAGCGCGAGCUUGCGGCGGAGAGUGAAGAUCUUGCCGUCAUCGCCAUCUACGCCACGUUGACCCACACGAAAUUUGAAGUGGUUAACAAACGGCGGUUUGCCGACUUAUUGCGUUCUGACCCCUCCGUCAGUGUCAUCCACCAGAUCUGCUCUGAAGGAGGCAAACGAGACGACCCUGAGGAGCGAGAUAUCGUGAGACAGUUCCACGUCGACGACGAUGGUCUCCUCUGGCGUAGCCACCGGCUCGUGCUCCCGCAGUACCUUGUGCGACCCAUCAUUGACGCCCAGAUGGAUAUGAUCACCCAGGGCCCCCUCGAGACGUGGUGGGCGCUCGUGAGGACGUUCUACGUCCCCGACUUGUACCGGGAGAUCCGCUUGAUGACGGUAUCCGAGGCCAAGGGACUCAACAUCGGCGACUUCACCCAGUACGCCCACCUUGUCCCCAAGCUCUUCCACACGAUCCACCUCGAGCUCUGCAAACCUAUGGGCCAGGGCUCGUCCGACGACGCCGGGGUGGUGGUGGCGGUGUGUUCGAUGCUGAGACUUACCAUCUACAUCCCUUGUCUCCACCCUCAUACGCCGUCGCAGUUGUAUUCCUUGCUCGAAACCCACGUGUUUGACUUUUUCGGUAUCCCCGAAGAGAUCAUCACCAGCGAUACCAAUUACUGGCGCCAUUUCCGCGAGCACGACAUCGCCGUCACCGUCGCUCAAAAAGACGGGUCCCUGGUCGGGAAAAGCGUGUACGGUGCCGUCAACCACAUUAAGGCGCUCAUGGCCGCCAAGCCCACCGACUGGCACCAUUACCUCUCCAUUGCCCAGUACGUGGUCAACGCCGCUUACAAGUGUGGCCUCGGCAUGUCGGCCAUGGAGGCUCUCCACGGGCGGGCCCCUCACAAAAUGAGCCGCCUCCGUCACAUUAAGCGGCGGAACACCUAUAACACCCAUGACUUGAACAUAUUAGAAGUGUGCUGGACACAAGAAGCCCAGGCGGCGUUUAUCGACAGGGUGGAGGCGGUGGACCGGGCAAUCGCCACCCACACUCGCCUCGAGAACCUGCGGUCGCUUGAGUUUGAGGACGAGGAUCCUGAUAACCCCAAAUUUGCCGUGGGCGACCUCGUGUUUGUCUCCGAUACCAACGACGGUAAACCCUCGACAACAUCCCGCUACGGCCCGUUCAUGGUGUUGGGACGGGCGACAGACAGAAACGACUCCACGUGGAAUGUCGACAUCGACGGCGAUAUCUAUCAGGUGGACGUGGCCCAAAUUAACAAGUAUAGCCCCCGCAAACGCUACACCCCGACGCCGCAGAGUCUGAUGGAGGUGAUGAAGCGCCCCAACGAAAUCGUCGGGGUGCCCCAAGUGAUCUUCCCGCACACCGCCCCUGACCGAGAGGGGUGGGUGUAUCUCCAGUUCAAGGGCUGCCAGCCGUUUGACUACGCGCGAGUAAGGCCCAACUUGGUGGGCAAAAACCUCUCGUUGCAGGUGCGCCAGUUAUUGCUUGACAAGUUCCUGAUUGGCGGCAAGCCAGAGUCGGAAAUGCGGGCGUUCAGAAAUAUCGCGUUCCACCCCCACGAGAGUGUGAAGUCCUCGCCUGCGAGUAGUGCUAGAGACUUUUCUGCAGGCGCAGACGACGACUCCGAUUCCCUGUGGCCCUCUCCCGUCGACUUUCGGGGGUCGCCACUGGCUCACGACUCGGUAGGGGUGAAAUCAGAGCCCGAUCUCUUUGCUGGAUUAUUGCCCCAGAAGGCGGGGACAGCAGCUCGACACCCGCCUCGCCCAAGAUCGCUUAAACGUAGACUUGAGCCCCAAUCACCACGGGAGUCCACCGCUCGCCAAUUGCCCAAGAGACCCCGGGCCCCUGCGGCCAACGACGACACGAACCAGGACUCACCUACCGUUCACCAGAUCUUGCGAGAUUUGAAGUGA